Rotaria socialis is the source of this 1059-nucleotide messenger RNA. NCBI's taxonomy places the organism in Eukaryota, Metazoa, Rotifera, Eurotatoria, Philodinida, Philodinidae. The record is from the annotation of a GenBank genome assembly.
AUGUUACUUGAAAUUUCUACACAAUUAGCAAGAAUCGUUUUGAUAUCAUUGAUGAUUUUGGGAACUAUACGCAAUGUUCUUAAUUUGUUCAUUUUUACUCGACCUAGAUUUUUACGUUCAUCAUGUACAUUAUAUUUUAUCGCUGUUUCCAUCAAUAAUAUUAUUGCGAUUUAUGUAUCGAUAUUCAAUAGACUUCUUAUUGGUGGAUUCUCUAUUGAUGUUGGAUUAUCAUCAACAAUUGUGUGUAAACUAAGACCUUAUAUUGGCUAUGUAAUUUUAGCUUUGUUACCAUAUUUUUAUGUUUUGACUUGUUUUGAUCGAUAUUGCUCGAGUUCGGCAUCGGUCAUAUGUCGUCCUUGGAGUAAUAAAACAAUGGCUAAACGAUUUAUCUGUGGAGCAAUAGUUCUAGCUGCUAUUCUCUAUUCGCAUAUGUCUAUAUUUUUUCAAAUUCAAAAAGUUGGAUCUGAUACCAUAUGUUAUCCUGAACAAGGACUUUAUGAUUCAUUUUUGGAGAAUAUUCUAUAUAACUAUCUACUGUUUUUUUCCAUCUACUUUCCUCCAUUACCAACUACAAAUGAUAUACAUCGACGUCUUAAAAUUCAUUUGAUUCGAAUAUUAUUUUCACAUUUUUUAACUCAAAUUCUAUGUGUUUUACCAUUUGCUAUUAUCACUCUUCUCGGCAUGUUUGUCGAUAGAACUACAAUAGUCUACACAUUUGUUUUAAGGAUUCUUACACUUCCACUAUUUGUUAGUUAUACAAUAGCAUUUUAUGUGAAUACAUUGUCAUCUCAAAUUUAUCGGCGACAACUUAUAAAAUUAAUAAAAAAAAUUCCACCUGUUUACGGUUAUCGUACUGAGAAACUUGUUUCUAUUGAAAAAGCACUAGAACCUAUCGUACCUCACAUUGAUGAACUACCAUAUUACAUAAAAAUAGCUAAAAAGUACUGUCAUUUCCCAUCAGAACAUGGACUAACACAAGAUCAAUCAGCUGCUAUCUAUAUUUAUAUAAUGGAAUGGGGUGAUAUUACAUUGUAUCAUGUUUUGGAUAAAGCAUUGUGA